AUGAGUGGUUAUGGGCCCGAAAAUGACUUUGGGAGUGAAGAACGCUCAGUCGAAAACAGCAACGAUGGGAGGAUGAGAUUUCGCAGGAGAAAAAUGGAGAGCUUCUCAAGCCCAUUUGUUGGCAAGAACGUUUUCGAUAGAUAUGCAUACAGAGCCGGAUAUGGAUCUUAUAAGGGUGAACUACCAAGAAAUCAAGAUUUGCACAUGUACGUCAAUAUUGUUGAGAUGGCUACACCUAGUUAUGGACCAACUCCAGAUUCCAACGCCCUUUUCGGAGCAGGUCCUUAUCUGUUUACCAACGAUCUCGAUUCAAGUUUUGGGGCGCAUACUUUUUAUGGUGUCGAGCAUUCACUCAUUCCAGAGCAGUACUUCCAAGCAAGAUCACGAACAACUCCUAACCACUUCUAUAAUCGCCUAAUGACAUAUUUCAAUAAUUACGGACGCUACGAGCCCAGAAACUUUGCUAAGAGAUCUGAAUGGAAGUUUGCAGACGAUAACUUUGACGAUAGCUACAGGAAACGAGAAGGAUCAGCUGCUGAUUCUGAAGAGGAAAACUAA
Cylicocyclus nassatus is the source of this 558-nucleotide messenger RNA. The record is from the annotation of a GenBank genome assembly. Lineage: Eukaryota; Metazoa; Nematoda; Chromadorea; Rhabditida; Strongylidae.